Messenger RNA from Olea europaea var. sylvestris, 829 nucleotides. RefSeq names its product transcription factor bHLH120-like. The transcript is spliced from 3 exons. The record is from RefSeq and is a predicted model, not a curated record. Gene Ontology annotation, cellular component: RNA polymerase II transcription regulator complex. Gene Ontology annotation, molecular function: protein dimerization activity; DNA-binding transcription factor activity, RNA polymerase II-specific; RNA polymerase II transcription regulatory region sequence-specific DNA binding. Gene Ontology annotation, biological process: regulation of transcription by RNA polymerase II. The coding region runs from base 57 to 764 and encodes 235 amino acids. NCBI's taxonomy places the organism in Eukaryota, Viridiplantae, Streptophyta, Magnoliopsida, Lamiales, Oleaceae.
UAGGGAUGCAUUUUCAAGAAAACCUUUGAAAUAUUCUUGAAAAAUUGUUAAUUGAUAUGUUUCCUUCACAAUCACAAGACGAUCCGAUCUUUGAGGACCCUUCAAUAUUCCAAGAAGAUAUAGUAAACCUAGAAGAAUAUCUGAUUGCAGAUCAUCAAGAUUCUUCAGUGCUGACCAGAAACCGUAGUCAUGCUAAUCCUAAAGAUACAAAAAAGCGGCAAAUAAAACCAUCUUCAGAUGAUGAAGAAAACGAGGAAGGGGUUAGUGCUGAAAACAAGGGCAAGAAAAUUCCGCAUAGAGAAUUUGAGAGGCAAAGAAGGAAACAAAUGGCAAAGCUUUAUGCUUCGCUUCGAUCCCUUCUUCCUCUUGAAUAUAUCAAGGGGAAGCGUGCUGUAUGUGAUCACAUGAACGAAGCUUUGAAUUACAUAAAAGACAUGCGGAAGAAUAUUCAAGAACUGAGCUUGUGUAGAGACAAGCUAAAAAAAUUGUAUACUUCAGGCUCAAACAGUAAUUUAAUGCCUAAUAGUGUGACAGUGAGUCCUUGCCAAGAUGGUGUCGAGGUUUUGAUAAGAACUAGCUCAAUAGAGGGAGGGUUUCCUCUGUCAAGAGUUCUUGGGGAAUUGAUUAGGACAAAUCUCAAUGUUGUAAGCUGUGUUUCUACAAAAACAAAUGAUCAAAGGUUCCUCCACAGAAUUCAGUUUGAGUUUAAGCUUGGUUUAACUCCAUAUUCGAGGAGGCAAAUGUCACAUGGCCACUUUUUAUGAUAAAUUGUGCACAUAUUAGCCUUUGAAAAACAGAAUUUGACCUAUAUAAGAGGAGGCACGUUGAC